CCCCCUCAGUGACGAAGGCGACGGAGAAGAAAAGCGCACGGUGGCCGGCUGUUUUUCUCCAUCGCGGCGAAAGGCGCAAAGCUGGAGAGACGAAGCGGAGUCGAAAGAGGUAGCUAACGGGUUUUUUGUAACCAUGGUGGGAGAAGACAACAUAUCUCUAAGAAAUCGCCGAGCUAUGUACGGCACUGCAGAAGAGAAAGAUGACUUACCAAGCAGGCUGGAAGAAGACUGGCCGUCGUCUGCAUCAAGCAAUGGUCGCAUUGAUGUUGAUCUUGCAAUAACAAGAAAGAUGCGACUUUUAACAGAAGCAGAGCAGUUGAAGCCAGCAUUCAUGAAGGGUGUGGAGAAGCAUUUUACUGAAGUUGUCAAUAGUUUGAUUGCAAAUUCUGUGCUGCUGGAAUCUUCCCCAGCUGCUUUUCCAGAAAAAGACAGUCUCAAAAUCAAGGGAACAAGAGCACCUCCAGAACAUGGAAAAGUUUUUAUUCCCAGAAAGUCUCUCUUGGAUGAGUUAUUUGAAGUGAAUCAUAUCCGGACCAUCUACCACAUGUUUAUUGCUAUCCUCGUUUUGUUCAUCCUCAGCACACUUGUGGUGGACUACAUUGAUGAGGGAAGGCUUGUGCUAGAAUUUGAUUUCCUCGUUUAUUCUUUUGGCAAAAUUUCUAUCGUCAUUCCAACUUGGCUUUGCAUGUUCUCCUCCACGUUACUUGUGCCCUACGUCCUCUUUGUCCGGUGGGCCCAGGGGUUCCAUAGCUCCUCCCACAAGAUCAUCCGUUCCACUUUAUUUGGGACACUGUUUGUGAUGUUCCAAACAGUUUGUCUUGGAUUUGGACCAACUUACAUUGUUUUGGUUUAUGAUCUACCACCAGCUUCUCGUUUUAUAAUUAUACUUGAACAGGUACGUUUUGUGAUGAAAGCUCACUCUUUUGUCAGGGAGAAUGUUCCCCGAAUAAUCUCUGCUACUCCUCAAAAGUCAAAUUCUUUUCAUCUUCCUAAAGUUUCCCAAUAUCUGUAUUUUCUUUUUGCUCCCACUCUGAUUUACAGAGAUGAAUAUCCCAGAACACCUACAAUAAGAUGGAGCUAUCUGGCUACCAAGAUUGCACAGAUUCUUGGUUCAUUUUUCUAUGCUUAUUACAUAUUUGUAAGACUCUGUAUCCCAACAUAUCGGAAUUAUAGCUUGGAACACUUCAGUCUACGAGGACUAGUUCUUUGCAUCUUCAACUCUAUUCUUCCAGGUGUAUUGAUUUUGUUCCUGACCUUCUUUGCAUUCCUUCAUUGCUGGCUUAAUGCUUUUGCUGAGGUGCUCCGCUUCGCUGACAGAAUGUUUUAUCAGGACUGGUGGAAUUCUACAUCUUUUUCAAACUAUUACCGAACCUGGAAUAUCGUGGUACAUGAUUGGCUGUAUUACUAUGCCUACAGGGAUUUUCUUUGGUUCUUCGGGAAAAAAUUCAAAGCAGUUGCUAUGCUGUCAGUUUUCAUGGUUUCUGCUGCAGUACAUGAAUAUGUCAUGGCUAUUUGCUUGGGUUACCUAUAUCCAGUCAUGUUCUCCAUGUUCCUGUGUUUUGGAAUGGUUUUCAACUUCAUUCUCCAUGACCAGCGGAAAAACCCCAUUUUUAACAUCAUCAUGUGGGCGUCCCUCUUCCUUGGCCAUGGUGUCCUUAUUUGCCUUUACGGGCAGGAGUUAUAUGCACGUCAGUAUUGUCCCAAGGAAAAUCCAACUUUUCUGGAUUAUGUGAAACCACGUUCCUGGUCUUGCCCUCUUAAGAUAUGAAGACCUCUGGGAGUUGUCUUUAGAACCAAUAUCAGAAGAUGCUCUUUAGUCAAACAAUAACAAAUUGGGCCCAAUGAUAUAAAUGAGUUUAGCCUUUUUUAAAAAAGGAAAUUGUAUGUAUUUCUGGAAAAUGAUGGCAUUUGGGCACCCAAGGCAGCUAAACUUGUAGAAAGCCCAAUAGAUUAUUCUCAUUCCUAGUUAUUCCAAUAUGAGCCAUUUCCAUGCUGGUUAUGAAAUCUGCAAAAAGGUUAGUGAAGAAAUUUCUAGUUAAGUUUUGCCUAUUGCAAAUAGUUCUCUAUGUAGUAUUUCAUUUACCCAUUGUUUCCUUUAAAAAAGUAGUAUUGUGUGAUCUGGAUAAUAGUGACUAUUUGCAUAGGUCUUCUGUCAGAAUCACUUGAAAUGGGACAUUUGAACAGUAUUUGUACUACAGAAUGAAUGCUACUUUUGUCCAGAACCUGAGAAAAAAAUAGAUAUGUCUGUCAACACUGGGCUUAGGGAAAAAAUAAAGAACAGUUAAGGUACAUUUACUAUUUAUUUUAUUUCUUAUACCAUACCAUAAAGGAUUGCUGAAAUAUCUUACUGAGAGCCCUCUUUGGUGAUGAGUCAAAUAUAUCCCUCCCUUGUAAGUGAAUGUAUUAAUGCCUGGUUUACUUCACCUGCCACAAGUGGGCUUUUCCUAUAAUAGUAAUAAUAUAAAUAUGUCAUUUCAACGGAUGCAGCCAUGCAACGGAUGAUAGUAAAAGUUAUAAUUUGGCCAAGGGUAAAUAAAAGUUGGGCAUGAUCCAAUACUGCUUUGAAGGGUAAAAUUAUUGUCUGUAUGAAUAAUGUAUUGUGAAAAAUAUGUCUAAUGUUUUGCUUUGACAUCCUUCAGUAUUUUUCUUUUAAAUUAAAGAAAGCCCAGUGUAAUUGACUAUACUGUCUAGUAUUUCCUUUGAUGCUUAGUUUCUUGAUAAUCUGACAACACAGAGUGGGCAUUUACUACCAGGUUCAUUUAGUUUUUAGUUUUUGAACUGUUAACAUUGUAGGCUUAUAGCAAAGUUAUCAGGGAUAGCCUUGUGGGUUCCAUUAACAUUCAGACUAGGACCAGUUUCUGCAAUAAUGAUGUGUUCUACUGAAGAUCACAGAGUUUAAAACAAAAUGUGUUUAAAACUUUCUUUCUUUUUAGUUUAAGACCAAUUUAAAUGUGAUAUUAUUAACCCAGUUAACAAGUGUAUAAAACUAUUUUCUUAAAAAAGAGGUUGCCAUGAAAGGUAGGUUUUAUAUAAUUUUCUCUUCCUUGUUAUGAUCCCAGUUUGAAGAAUUUGGAAGGGAAGCUCUUUUUGUUUGCAAUCAUAGGCAGUUUUCCCCUCUAUCGGUAAAAAUUAUCACAGCCAGCAGAUUUUAUGCAUUAGAUUCCUGUGAGCUAGUCUUUCUCAACUAUGAGCAUAAUAUCUUUAUAAUAUCUUUUUUUACAAACAUCAUUAAUAUGUGGUCAUAUGCCCAUUAUUUUGGUCAUAUGCCCAUUAUUUUUACAUUCUUUAUUAAUUAUCACUGCAGUGAUACAGAACAUAAUUAGUACUGAAGAACUGAGAAAAGCUCUGACUUGGAAAGCUUCAGUGUUCCAGUUAAAAUAGCAGUUUGCUCAGUAAGAUUCCUUUGAAAGUGAUGAGAUAAUGAGAAAAUUAAAUAAUAAAAUAAAA
Molecule: messenger RNA, 3447 nt
Organism: Notechis scutatus (mainland tiger snake)
Lineage: Eukaryota; Metazoa; Chordata; Lepidosauria; Squamata; Elapidae
Source: RefSeq, a predicted model, not a curated record